AUGUGCUCUCGCGGCGACGUCGCGCGCUCAGCUGCCCCGUCCGCCAGCCCACCUACGCCCGUGUCCGGCGUCUGGCCCCCCUCUGCUUCCUUGGACCUGGAUGAUCGCGAGAAUCAGAGAUGGCUAUCUGACCAGGCCUGCUUCACGGAUGACUAUGCGACACGACCAACGGCCUUCACCCUGACGAGCCACAUUCUCCGCGGGUGCGCUGGCCGCAUCCCAGUCCGCCCCCGAGCCUUCACUUCUGCCACCACCGCGUCCUUGGCUGCAAUCAACAACGCCGCCAUGUCUUCCACCCCGAGGCCUGCCCGUGGCGACACUUAUUUAAUCAACUCAUCUUCCCCAGACCUUCCAUCCCUCGGCGAACUCUUUCGGCGAAGCCCCAAACGGGCACCGCCCUUGAGGAGCGGGAGCAAUGCCGCACCCAUCCCGACCACUGCUCGAAGCACGUUUGCAUCCGCUGCCGAUAUCCUGCGAGAAGCCCCGGAAAUAGACAUCGAUACAGAGACAAUUACCCAUUCGCCCCCGCCCCGAAAACCAAAGGCGCCUAGAAAGCCGAGAGCGAAGGCCCUGGCUUCCAAGGAAGCAGAUGCGCCAGCCGAAGUUGCCUUGUCGCCAAAGCGGUUCAAGUCCAAGAAGUCCCUCGAGGACAACCAGCCUUCCCUGCCCAGAGCUCGUGUGACGAAAUCCACAGCUCCAGACAAGAAGAGGACCAGGAAAACAACCGAGACCGUCUCCAACCAUUUUCCUGCUGCCGAGGAGCCCGAGGCCGCGCCACCAGAGCCGCAAGAGCCAGCAGUGGCCCGAAGGAAUGACUGGACACCACCGAGGGCAAACACUGUUGUCAUUCUUGACUCCGAGUCCGAUAACCGUGAACUUCUAUCAUCAGCAGAGAGACCUGUCACCAAAAAGGAUGUCUUUGGUACUCUGCUCGACGCCUACGGCUGUCGGGACACCGGCACAGCGACCGAGAACGAGGCAGGCCUCCCUGCACAGCCAGCAGCACCGGCCGUUGACAUUUUGCGAAAGCGCAAGCGCUUAGAGCUGGUCGCGGUUGGCGAUGAGAGACCAGCCCCACCAGAGUCAGAAUCACAAGGAGCACGAGUAGCAUCACCGUCCAAGCCUCCUCUAGCCAAGAAGAAGGCAGCAACGACAAUCACAAGCCUGGCAACCGCGCCCUACAUGCCUCAGCUACCGGAGAUUGACCUUUUGGCGCCUGGCAAUAAAGAGACCCUCUUACAGUACUUCGAUGGUGAUGGCAAUAUGAAGUCACUUGUUGAGCACCAGUCUGCUCUUAUGGAUCACGAAAAGUCAAAAGUCAAGAAGCCAGCAGCCAAGCCCAGAAAGAAAAAGAAGAGCGCGACUGUCGAGGAUCCUGUUCUCUACUCACCCAGCUCGGCCCUGAGGCAGUCGGUGAACCAAGAUUUUGUCUUCGGUACAUCUAGCCAGCUUAUCUUGGAGGACUCUCCCACCAUGCUACGGGACUUGCAAGCGGCCAUUAAGGCAUCCAACCAGCCUGGUAGUGAUCCGUUUGCCAGUUCGCCCACUAGCCGUGCAAAGGGGCUCUGGCAUGCUGGUGCUCGGGACGUGGAUGGCGAUCUGUUGGGGGCAGAGGUGGUCGACCUCGUCGCUGCGGGCAACGUUGCUGUCAAUGACAGAAGCAAUCUUGCUGAUCCGGCAGCCGGCCUGCGCCGCGACGAGUUUGUCGAUAUCGGUGAUAUCUGCAGUAGCUCUCCACAAGCAGGUACUGGAUCAACUGAUCCUUCAUCUCGGUUUUGGCAGCCGCAGGGGCCAAUUGCAAGCUCAGCGAUGACAUCUACCACAUUGUCAGAAGGCUCGGCAGUCGCAGAGGAAGCCAAAGCGGGCAAGGAACCGGAACAGCCCCAACGUCCGAAAUACGAUCUGUUCACUGAUGCGCAAUUAGCCAAGCAGGUUACGGCAUAUGGCUUCAAGCCUCUGAAGAGACGGCAGGCAAUGGUGGCUCUGCUUGAUCAGUGCUGGGCUAGUCAACAUCCUGGCAUGCCCAUGGUUCAUCCUGCGGGCCCAUCUGCCUCCAUGUCUACAUCUGCUUCUUUGCGCUUACCGAAACAGAAGUCACCUGCCAGAGCGGCCGCCUCUAAAGCGUCAACAACGGCGGAGCCAGUAAAAAAGUCGCGUAGUAAACCAAAGAAGGCAGAUGAGCCGGUGGCCUCAGUUCUCUCGGCCUCUCCGAAACGAGGAAGAGGCCGUCCUAGGAAAGUCCCCGCAGCAACAUCAGAUGCGGCGGUCAAAGCGACGACCACUAGAAAUUCGAAAUCACCCACCCAAGCCAAAGGGAAGCGGCCAGCGAAGAAAACCGUCGAGAUUGCCGACUCGGAUGACGAUAUCUCUUUGUCCUCUGACUCGUCGCCGGAACGCGUAUUCUCAUCCCCUCCGCCCGUGGACCUUUCGACGACCGAGGAUGGCGUUGACAUGUCCCUAAACUUAUCGCCGACGGACCAAGAAGCUACCAUGUUCUCACACAUCACCAAGGCUGUUACGUCGGCUCCUCGCUCGAAAGAUCCGACUAACCCAUCGUGGCAUGAGAAGAUGUUGCUAUAUGACCCGAUCGUAUUAGAGGACUUGGCUGCUUGGCUGAACGGUGGACAGCUAACGCGCGUGGGUUACGAUGGCGAAGUGUCCCCUGGUGAAGUCAAGAAAUGGUGCGAGUCGAAGAGCAUCAUAUGUCUUUGGAGAGUGAAUGUGCGUGGUAAGGAGAGGAAGCGAUAUUGA
Molecule: messenger RNA, 2751 nt
Organism: Neoarthrinium moseri
Lineage: Eukaryota; Fungi; Ascomycota; Sordariomycetes; Amphisphaeriales; Apiosporaceae
Exons: 1
Coding region: 1-2751 (916 amino acids)
Biological process (GO): DNA replication; regulation of DNA-templated transcription; DNA repair
Cellular component (GO): nucleus; Slx1-Slx4 complex
Molecular function (GO): 5'-flap endonuclease activity
Source: RefSeq, a predicted model, not a curated record